AUUUGUCAAACAGAGGAUGGCAUUUUACUUAGUGUUUUAUUAUAGUGCUUUAUAUGUUAUUUAAAGGAAUUUGAUUAAUAAAAAGUAUUUUGGAUUAUGAAUAACGCUAAUAGAAGAAAGGUUAUUCAGAAGUUUCGCAACAGGCCACCGUUUGAUCGUAAACAGAAAGAAACGACUGGAAAUCAUUUAAGAAAGUCCUUUCAUCACGUUGAACAAUCUUUCCGAACGAUCAUGAGUCAUCUAGAUGCAAUAAAAUCUGAUUAUGACAUAAACAAUUCAAUCAUUCCAGAAAAGGACGAAGGGGGUCCAGAAGUGAAAGGAGGAAGGGAGGAGAGGAGGGGGAAAAUACCACUUAAACCUAAGCCGAAUAUAGCUCCGAAAAUUAUUGAAACUUUUCGAAACGCCACCCCUAAGAGGAUAAUAAACUAUUCAAAAAGAUUUGAAGGUAAGAAAUUAGGAUCUACAAAGAAUUUGCCAAAAGCAACCGAAGAUAUACCUAUCCAAACAUUGUACAGAAACAAAAACCUGGAGUUUGGUAAGGUGAUUCCUAAUCACAAAAUCAUGAAAGAUCUUCUUCAAAACUUCGAAAAUACAGAAUAUUUUUAUGUAAGUAAUAGAGUUGAUAAGUGUACAAGUACAACUGGUAUCACCUGGCCUAUAGUUGAAGAAAAAAUGUGCGGUUCAAAAGAAAAGGUAUAUAAGAAGAGAAAUCUUUCGAAGAAACCAUCUAGGAUUCCAACACGACGGUGCUUGCAUCAAGUAAAUCGAUCAUUUGCGCAAGCUUCACAUGUCUCAACAGAAACCAAACUAAAGAGAACGAUGAAAGCUCAAACCUUCGUCAAAUCUAAACCAAUUUUAUGUGAAAAAUCUGACGGAGGAACGUUUGUUAUUGAGGAAACUAAAAUAAAAAACGACAGAAACGUUGUCAGAAACCAAACUGAUAAAUUUAAUAAAAUGGGUAAUAGAAAGGGGCAUAGGCAUUCAAUACAUCGGCAAUCGGAGCCUAAAACUAGGAAUAUAAGUAAACGCUAUAUAGCUAUGAUGAACUCGGUGAAGAACAGUUAUCCAAAGAUUGAGGCAAAGACUGAUGUUACCAAUUCAGAUCACUUCGACUGGUCCAGAACAGAAACAGGCUGGUCGAUUUCAGACGUACCUGUAAAUAGGCCAGAAGACAUCAAAUUCCCUAAAGAAACAAAAGAAGCCGUCGAGAUAAUGAUACAGAAUUCCAGGAAAUUCAUAAGGACCCCUUUAGCGAAAUAUUUGAAAAACGAAGAUCAGCUGACUAUACAACCAGCAAUAUCGAUAAAAAGGGAGGGAAAGAAGAUCGGUCCGUUUACGGUGUCUACUCCAUUGGAGCGUGUUGCUAGUUCUAAGGAGAACUACGUAAUGGGAGACCAUUACGCAAAUAGAGUGUCUUCGACAAAAGGAAAUUCCCGAGUACAUUGUAAGAGAGGAUCAGCUCAAAAAGGGAGAGUUUUAAAAUAAUAUUUCUAAUGUACGCACAAAAUAAAUUGUCAGUCCUU
Diabrotica virgifera virgifera (western corn rootworm) is the source of this 1523-nucleotide messenger RNA. RefSeq lists its product as uncharacterized. NCBI's taxonomy places the organism in Eukaryota, Metazoa, Arthropoda, Insecta, Coleoptera, Chrysomelidae. The record is from RefSeq and is a predicted model, not a curated record. The coding region runs from base 97 to 1485 and encodes 462 amino acids. The transcript is spliced from 4 exons.